Molecule: messenger RNA, 2193 nt
Organism: Oncorhynchus mykiss (rainbow trout)
Lineage: Eukaryota; Metazoa; Chordata; Actinopteri; Salmoniformes; Salmonidae
Product: peroxisome biogenesis factor 10
Biological process (GO): protein import into peroxisome matrix
Cellular component (GO): peroxisomal membrane
Molecular function (GO): zinc ion binding
Source: RefSeq, a predicted model, not a curated record
CCAGAAGUGUAUUCUGCUGUCAUUGUUUCAUUCAAGUCAACUGUUUCCGUGUACUUAGCUACUAGCUAACAGAGCUGUCAAGGCAGGCAAUAUGAACAUUUAAAUAACUAUGCCAAACUGUGACAAGUUUGGAAAAGUGUCUUAGUCAGACAGUUUGUGUAGACAUGGAUUGACGAGUUAUUUUUCAAGGACCUGUCGUGCCAACUUCCCGAGCCCUUGCUACGCUACUCGGCGUCCAGCCAUGCCUCUCGUCGGUGCAAACCAACCACAGUUGAUUCGUUCAAGUCAGAAGGACGAAUAUUAUCAACAGUGUCUCAGGAACAACGCGAAUGAAGCUUUCCAGACUCUUGCAGGGUCCAAGAGAUGGCUGCACUGGAGAAAAGAGAUCCAACUCCUGUCAGACCUGGCAUACUAUGGUUUAACCACAUUCUCAGGGUACCAGACGUUGGGCGAGGAGUAUGUCAGUAUCAUCCAAGUGGACCCCACUCUGCGCAGGGUACCGUCGCGUGUCAGACGAGGAGCCCUGGUGCUCCUCCACAGCCUGUUUCCAUACCUGCUGGACAAGCUGCUGGUGUGCCUGGAGAAUGAGCUGGAGGUGGGGGAGGAGGAGAGCCAGGGAGGGGGAAUCCAGAGAGCAACAGUUGCCAGUCCUUGGAGCCCCGGAGCCUGGAUGAGAGGCUGGGUCCGGAGGGCGUUGGGGCUGCUGACGGAGCCCCAGAGGAGGGCGUGUGUGCCGGCCGUGUUGGCCCUCCAGCAGGGACUCUCCAUUCUCCACCGGGUGCAUGUGGCCUUGUUUUACAUCAGCGGGGCCUUCUACCACCUGGGGAAGAGGACGGCCGGAGUGAGCUAUCUGCGGGUACGUGGUGUGACGGGGGACGACGGGGACAUCCGGAGCAGCUACAGGCUCCUGGGCGUGAUCUCCCUGAUGCAGCUGGCCCUCACGCUGGCCCUGCAACUCAACAACCUCCGUCAGAGACAGAGAGCCCGGCAGGAGUGGAGACAACACAGGAACCUGCCCUCCAGGUCCCAAUCUGUAGACGAGACUGACUCUCCCCGUGCCUCUCGCUGUAUCCUGUGUCUAGAGGAGAGGAGACACUCGACCUCCACCCCGUGUGGUCAUCUGUUCUGCUGGGAGUGCAUCACAGAGUGGUGCAACACCAAGACGGAGUGUCCUUUGUGUCGUGAGAAGUUCCAGCCUCCUCGACUAGUCUACCUGAGGAACUACUAGCCGAAGAGCCAGAACUUCUGACGUGGCUGUUCUUAUUAUGUGGCUCACUAUUAUGUGGCUCACUGAGUCACUAUGUGGCUCACUACAUGACUGGAUCGCCACAUUGGACUGUUGAAUCGUUAAACACAACUGUUUACUCUUUAUCAGAGUUUAGCUAUCCCUUGUUGAGGUCCGAUCUGAAUAGCAUCUCACUUAGAGAAUGGCUCGAGAUCUUAUUUUGGGGCGUUAAUUCAGAUAUUGCCCGUGUCAAGAUAUGUCCAGUAUGAAAGAAAAUGUGUGCAUGAAGCAUUUAAUUGUUUUUGUAGAAGAAAACACCUUUCAGUAUACAGAAUAUUAUUGUAAAGAUCUGUACAACACUGUCCUCAGCCCUUUCAUUCUGUGUCAGGGCUACACACUGGGAUAAUUUGUAGGUAAUGGCUAUAUAUAUUUUUUAAUUUAUUUGAUAAUGUACUGUUUCUACAUUUUAUGAGAAUACGUAACGCAGUGCACUAUAUUGAACAAUCAUACAUGUUUCAAUGGUUUGCAUAUGAAUCGUGUUGGAUUGCAUCAGUCUGUAACUGAUCUAAAUGUGUACAUUUAAAACAAUGACUAAUCAACUAUGCUAACAGUGGAAUUAUUUACAAGGCGACUAGUAUAUUGUGUACAUUAUGGCUGUUGUCAUGGAUCAGUAAUGUAUUAGCUCUGGCCUACAGAGGGGUAUGCUACAAAGCAGGAUCAAUGAGUUAGCCGACCAACUUUUGAUAAACAAACAAAAAUAUAGAUUUUUUUUCUGGUUCAUUUGGGGCGGCAGGGUAGCCUAGUGGUUAGAGCGUUGUUCAAACCCCCGAGCUGAAGGGGUACAAAUGUCGUUCUGCCCCUGAACAGGCAGUUAACCCACUGUUCCUAGGCCGUCAUUGUAAAUAAUAAUUUGUUCUUAACUGACUUGCCUAGUUAAAUAAAGAUACAAUAAAAAAGAAACUUAAACU